Molecule: messenger RNA, 3021 nt
Organism: Zophobas morio
Lineage: Eukaryota; Metazoa; Arthropoda; Insecta; Coleoptera; Tenebrionidae
Gene: vvl
Product: ventral veins lacking
Exons: 1
Coding region: 201-1421 (406 amino acids)
Biological process (GO): regulation of transcription by RNA polymerase II
Molecular function (GO): RNA polymerase II cis-regulatory region sequence-specific DNA binding; DNA-binding transcription factor activity, RNA polymerase II-specific
Source: RefSeq, a predicted model, not a curated record
UGUAGUAGAUGCAGAGUCGCCGUGCGGAAUGCAUAACGCAUGAGAGCUGACCAUUUGCCAGUUUUUUGGUUUGUUUAAAUGACAUUCCGUGGUCGGUGGCGGCGCUAACGGCCGUGGAUCCAGUGCGUGUGUACGACGGUGGCAAAGUGUACGAGCACGAAGACAGUGUGGACUCGGUGGUUGGGCGGCCCUUGCAGGGCAUGGCGGCCACGACGUACCUUCCGGCGAGUAGUGCGGUAAGUGCGGACCUGGACGGCAGCGUCGUAGGGAUGAACAUAGUCGGGGGCUACCACGCCAGCGCCUCGCCCCGGUCCGCUGCGGACGCCAACGAGAUGAAGUAUUUGCCGCAGCAUCACCACCACCACAACCACCACAUGGCGAGUUCGCCGUCGCCCGGCGGCCACGCCGCCGUCUCGUUGUCCGCGACCAACCCCUGGGUGAGCCUGCAGCCGGGCGCCGACCCGUGGGCCGCCUCCAUGGCGGGCAUGCACCACCACGCGCACCACCACCCGCACCAGGACGUCAAGCCUCUGGCGCAGCAGGCCGACAUGAUGCACCACCGCCAGCAACAGCAACAGGGGAUGGGCUCGCCGCACGCCUGGCACGCGCCCGUCUCCUCGGCCCAUUACAACCCGGGCGGGGCCGGUUCGCCGCUCCAGCAGUACCAUGCCGCCAUGAACGGCAUGCUCGCCCACCACCAGCCGCCGCAGAUCCACCACCCGCUGCACCGGGACAUGCAGAGCCCGCACCACCCCCAGCACGCCGACCGCGACGUCAGCGGCGGCGAGGACGAGACGCCGACGAGCGACGACCUGGAGGCCUUCGCCAAACAGUUCAAGCAGCGUCGGAUCAAACUGGGCUUCACGCAGGCGGACGUCGGGCUGGCUCUGGGCACCCUCUACGGCAACGUCUUUUCGCAGACCACGAUAUGUCGGUUCGAGGCGCUCCAGCUGAGUUUCAAGAACAUGUGCAAGCUGAAACCGCUGUUGCAAAAGUGGCUCGAGGAGGCCGACUCGACGACGGGUUCGCCGACGUCGAUCGACAAAAUCGCGGCACAAGGGAGGAAGAGGAAAAAGCGCACGAGCAUCGAGGUGUCGGUGAAGGGCGCCCUCGAGCAGCACUUCCACAAGCAGCCGAAGCCCUCGGCACAGGAGAUCUCGUCGUUGGCCGACAGCCUGCAGCUCGAAAAGGAGGUGGUGCGGGUGUGGUUCUGCAACCGGCGGCAGAAGGAGAAGAGGAUGACGCCGCCGAACACCCUCGGCGGCGAGAUGAUGGAGGGAAUGCCGCCGGGAGGGCACAUGCACCCCAACUACGGCCACCACCCCGACAUGCACGGCUCGCCCAUGGGCCAGCACUCGCACUCCCACAGUCCGCCCAUGCUGUCCCCGCAAGGCAUGGGACACCAGCUGACGGCGCACUAGCAUCCAGCCCACUGGGCCUCCUUGCUGCACCACAGCGAUAACGGCUAGUGAUCGUGAACGCCGCCCCCAAGUGUGUUUGAGAAAAUUAAAAAAAUGUCGGCCGACGGCGCGUGACUGUUCCGUUUAUUAUCAACGCUACCUCAAAAAAGGAUCCGUGCUUAAACUCCUGCCGUCGCGGAGGUCCUAGUGGACUGACUUUUACACCCCCUGCAAGAACUAGUUUAUACUAUUAUUAAUAAUAUUUUUUGUUGUUGUUAAUGCGCCGUGCAGUGCGAGUGAGUACCUUGUCAUCGUCAAAAACUAACUCUGGACGUGUGUUGUAUAUUACCUGUAAAUAAGAAGAGUGAUACGCGUCGUUCGACGUGAGUGUAAUAUAAUAAUAGGCGAAUGCUGCUAAUCUUACGUUUUUGUAAAUAAGAAGAAUCGACUACUGUUGGAGCAGUAGCAAAGUCGUGAUUUAUACUUAAAAUAUACACCGGGACGGUUGACGAAUAAAACAAUUUACGAUGUAAGUUUAUAAUGUAUAGAAUGUCGUAUAUAUUUAAAAAAUAUAAAGUUGUUCUUAUGUUGUUUAUUAAAGUUUUUGGUUAGUGUCGUGCGAUCCAGUUGAUGACUCUCUUGACUUUUAUUUUUGGAUGAUAACAAAAACAAAUUCUUGCGAACGAAUAACGAAACCGUACUCUUGUCUCUUUGGUCAUAGAUUCAUGUGUACAUAUUUAUUAUUAUAAUUAUAAUUAAUUAUAUAUCGUUGUACGGUGUGACUAAAUUAAAUCGAAAAAUGUUUUUAAAAUAGCCCUCUCUGCUGUAUUAUUUCAAUCGUACCCUCGUUAUGUCGCUUGAAUCAUUAAUCCAUCGUUCAUUUCUAGUCAGUGAUUUUAAAAAAAUUAUUUCCAUCACGAAAUUGUGUUGUGGUGCGACGGAUCAUCUCAUACCUCUCUCGGUGAGUCCUCUUUUUUUACUACUACUACUUACUACUGUUACUACUGUUCGUUUUCGUUGUGUUUUCGCGCGUUCUCGAUAAAAAAUUAAAAAAAUUAAAAAAAAAAUGAAAAAAAAGAGGACCCACGCACUGUACGCGUACAGGUAUGACUCUGACAUUUGACCGGAGAUACGGCGAUUAUCUUUGAAUCCCAUGUUAAGCACUUUAUCAAAUAUUUCUCAGACACAUGUGACAAACACGGUCCAUAAAUAUGCUAAAUUAUAUGACAGUGGUGUGUGUUAAUCAACGAAAUUUCUGCUAUGUAGAAACACGUUCAGUUAUACGAUCUCGAAACCUGUUUAAGCAGUUAUUUGAGAAAAAAUCCCCAUUUAAAACGACCAUUAUUAGUUGAGUUGAUAGCUAAUGGACAUAAAUUUCAUCAAAAAACCAUAUAAUAACGCAAUCCCCGUAGAGAUCGUUUCCAAAUUAAAAGUUUUGUACGCCUCGAUAGUUCCUUGAGUUUCGUUCUGUUCGUCUUUCGACAAGCAACUGUGUAUAAAGAUGUUUUUGUAAAAAUCCAACAAUGUUUACUGUAUUAUAGAGAGAGAGGAUAUUUGUGUAUAUUGUAUUUUUAUCAAUGUCCAAAAAUAAAAAUCAAUAAAAUUAGACACUGUUUAUAAA